GAUCAUAUAAUAUGAGAACUAUGAGGAGAUAAAUGGGACAAUCCAAAAGGAAAAGAAGAUACAUUGAACCUAGACAGGCAAAUGGUGGGUUUUAAGGAGAAGAAGAAAAGGGAGAGAGGGCAUUCUGAAAUCUGAAGUUGGAGAAAAUGGGAGUACUGAAAUCGGGUGGUGUUGAGUCGGUAAGCCUGGGGAGGAGGAAUGAGGAGCUGGAGAAGGAAUUGGAGGCGAGCCAGGAAAGAGAGCUGGUUAUGAGGGAGGAGCUCAGAAGGGUUUGUGAAAGGCUAAAGGUGGCAGAGGAGGCGGAGGAGAGGCUUUCGUUACAGCUUGGGGAGCUCGAGGCAGAAGCUCUAACCCAGGCACGUGAUUACCACCAACAAAUCACAUCGUUGAUGAACCAGCUCUCCCACGCUCAUAAACUGCUGCAAGCUGCCUCCAUCGCCUCCUUUACUUAGAACACAAACUUAACCCGAUAUGUUGGAGGCCCUUUUUCCCCUCCUUCAGUACUUCAUCGAGUCGAUGUAAUUCAAUCUCUUACUACCAAAUCCAAUAGUUGUAUCACUUUUCCGCUGCUUAAAACUUUUGAUUGAUUCAGGCAAACAAAAUUCAAUGAUAAAAUGUAUUGAGUUUUUUGUUCCGGUAA
Cucumis melo (muskmelon) is the source of this 640-nucleotide messenger RNA. Its product is annotated as protein RESPONSE TO LOW SULFUR 2-like. Bases 147 to 452 code for a protein of 101 amino acids. The record is from RefSeq and is a predicted model, not a curated record. The transcript has a single exon. Lineage: Eukaryota; Viridiplantae; Streptophyta; Magnoliopsida; Cucurbitales; Cucurbitaceae. Gene Ontology annotation, biological process: cellular oxidant detoxification.